UCAUCAUCACCACCAUCUUCACCGCACAUCAUGUUAUUGCUAUGUAUGAUUCGAUUCAAGAAUGGUAAUCCGUCGUUUUAACUUCACCUCCAAAUAAUCCCUCAGAUCGCAACCGAUCCCAUUCUCCAUUCAUAUUCGUAUUUAAUUGUCACAUCUCAUCUUCCUCACCCCUCAAAUUCCACCGCCGCUUCCUCUUCCUCCGCCAUGUCCGAUCAAGACAACUCCCCUCAGACCCAUCUACAAUUCCCAGACACCGAAAUCAAAGACCCCACUAAGCCGCCGAAGCCAUUCGCCACCAAAUUCAGCAUAUGGCCACCAACCCAGCGCACUCGCGAUGCCGUUAUAAGCCGUCUGAUCGAAACCCUCUCCACCCCUUCCAUUCUCUCUAAGCGUUUCGGCACCGUUCCACCAGAGGAAGCCGCCGCCGUCGCGCGGGUCAUCGAGGACGAAGCGUAUGCCACCGCCAAUGGCUCUCCCCCCACCGUGGACGAUGGCAUUGAGAUUCUGCAGGUCUACUCCAAGGAGAUUAGUAAGCGGAUGCUGGAGGCGGUGAAGGGUAGAGCGAUCCCGGCGGCUCCGGCGGAGAAUGGUGAGAUAGAGGGAGUAAGAUCACCUGUUAUUGAACCUAAAGACGAAACCUCAACUUUGGAAAGUGAAUCUUGAAAUUCUGUGUUCUUUUUCUUUAAUCUUAAUCUUAUCCUGUUUGAGCAUCUUUUUUUCUGGAGAUCUGCUUGUCCACUGUCCACAGAUUGCUUACAAGAUAAUUAUUUGUUCAUCUUGUGUUUUAUAGCCUUAAAUUCAAUGAAAAAUGGAAGCAUAUUUUUUGCCUAGAGA
This is a messenger RNA of Benincasa hispida (wax gourd), 834 nucleotides long. RefSeq names its product MFP1 attachment factor 1-like. Gene Ontology annotation, biological process: mitotic cell cycle; lateral root development. NCBI's taxonomy places the organism in Eukaryota, Viridiplantae, Streptophyta, Magnoliopsida, Cucurbitales, Cucurbitaceae. The record is from RefSeq and is a predicted model, not a curated record.